This is a messenger RNA of Aspergillus sclerotioniger CBS 115572, 4807 nucleotides long. Its product is annotated as putative multidrug resistance protein. Gene Ontology annotation, cellular component: membrane. Gene Ontology annotation, biological process: transmembrane transport. Gene Ontology annotation, molecular function: ABC-type transporter activity; ATP hydrolysis activity; ATP binding. The record is from RefSeq and is a predicted model, not a curated record. Bases 396 to 4667 code for a protein of 1423 amino acids. NCBI's taxonomy places the organism in Eukaryota, Fungi, Ascomycota, Eurotiomycetes, Eurotiales, Aspergillaceae. The transcript has 10 exons.
AUCAUACAUCUUUGACCGGUAUAUUUACCAACGUUCAAGCAGCAUUGCAAACUGCAGACUGCAGACGGCAUGACUCAUUAUAAACAGACAGAUCGUCGAUGCAGGUGUUCUCGGCACUUCAAUGCUUGAUCUGACUCAAUCUCACUCAGUCAGGGGCCCAGCCUCGUAUUCUCGUGCUUAUCAGACUCGACUCCGACGGGUUCCCGACCAUCACCGCUGCCAGUCCCCACUUGGUGCACCGCACGGUCGACCUCUCACCGUGACUCAAGAACCUCUACGAAUGUCAAAGAGCUAGCCAGGCAUUGGCCCGGUACGUCUUAUAUAAGACCAGCCGGACGCGACAGCCCAGACCGCAGUAAAAUGUCUAGCCAUCGACCACACCGACCCUGUCAAUCAUGGCAUGGGAUUUGACAUCUCCGUCGUCCCCAUCUUGGGUGCUGGGUCCCUCCACCCUCUUCAUCGUCUCUGCUGUAUGGAGAUGCAUCCGGUUGCGUCGGGAGCCUGUCAAAGUGAUCCCCAAUUAUAGGGGGCUCUGGAAAUUGCUGCUUGCUCUUGUGCUUGCUGGACUCAACCUUGUCGCCCUGAUCUCGCUCAUUGCCGCGCACAAUCCGAUAGUCAUCGCCGCCUCCGCAGUCGCGUUUACGGCCUCGCUUCUCGUUCCGCUCCUGUCAUUCCUUGAGCAUGGCCGUUCCGUCAGCCCAUCCGCAACUCUGAACAUCUAUCUCUUGGUGGUCCUGGUUGUAGAUAUUGUCCGCCUCGCUUGGGUCCAUAUCAUCAUCAAUGAAGUCUCUCCUCCGUGGAACUUUGCCAUGCCGGUGGUGUCAUUUCUAUUUCUGAUUCUAGAGGCCCACGACAAACGGGCUAUUCUGCGCGAACCGUGGCAGGAUGUGUCUCUGGAGGAGACCACCAGUGUCUUGAGCAAGGCAUUCCUCUGGUGGAUCGUUCCCUUGCUCCGGAAGGGCAAUAAACAGAUCCUUGUCCUCGAUGAUCUCUUUUCUAUGCACAGUGAAUUGUCUGCUCAGUCGCUGCGCGAUCGGAUUUCGGAAUACUGGGGCACGCGAUCAAACCCCAAGGGCAAAUAUAGCCUCCUCCUUGCAACUAUCAAAUCCACCUUUUGGCAUAAUGCAAAGGUCCUCCCAAGUCUGUCUCUAGAGCUCAUCUUCCUAUACACCCAACCUCUAUUCAUCAGUCGCAUGAUCACCUUUGUAACGGCCCCCUUGUCAAAUGAGCAACAACGUUUAGAGGCCUUGAAACUUAUCAUUUCGGUGAUUGGUAUCUUUGUUGGCCAAGCUAUCUGCAAUGCUUUCAGGGAGAUAGCCAAGACUAAAGCCUCCCUGGCGGUCAAAGGGUCUGUGAUAGGCAUCAUCCAUGACAAAGCGUUGACAGUGGGCAACAACUUCCAGGGCUCUGCGGUGACACUCAUUGGCAAUGAUGUUCUGGACAUUGUGCAGUCUGUCCACUGUUUUUAUCAAGUGUUGCUGGCUAUUCUUCAGCUGGUUGUGGGAAUGUAUCUUUUGGCGUCCAAACUAGGUUGGGCGUGUCUUGUUCCUAUCGCGCUAGUUCUUGUGUCGUCGAAGGGCAGUAAUCAUGUCGCAGCCAACUUGGGCCCCAGACAGAUUUUAUGGAGCCAGGCAACAGAGGCACGGGUCUCAUUAACGACAUCUCUUCUCGAAAACAUCAAAAUCAUCAAGAUGAUGGGGCUGUCAGGGCAUAUGGCCACUAAGAUCAACACCGCUCGUGGGAGUGAGUUGAAAUCAAAUAUCGUGUUCAAUCAAAUGUUCGCUCUUUUAAACUUUAUCACCGGGAUGGUCAAGAAUAUGGCCCCCGUCCUGACUCUCGUUAUAUAUGCUAUACAAGCUAAGCUCCGUGGCCAAGACGGACUGGAUACUAACACGGCCUUUACUUCGAUUGCCAUUAUUACAUAUGUGACGCAGCCAGUCAAUGUCGUAAUCUCCCAGAUUCCUGCCCUUUUAUCGUCACUUUCAGGCUUCGAACGAAUCCAGGAAUAUCUGUUGAACCCAUCUCACCAGGACAGACGUGUCCUGAUUGGUGCCGGAGCCCAGGCCUCGAAGUAUGAAGAUCGUGAGGACAGCCUGGUCCAAAAUAAGUCUCUUGCUAUAGAGAUUCAAAAAGCAACCAUCCGUCCUGCACCUGAUGCUGAGCCAGUUCUGGAGGACAUCAGUGUGUCAAUCAACCAAGGAUCACUCGUCUUCUGCGCGGGCGCUGUGGGCACUGGCAAAACUACACUCGCCAAGGCCAUCCUCGGGGAGAUCUCUCCGGGCCGCGGUGCUAUUUUGGUCUCGUCUGCAACUAUCGCAUAUUGUGCGCAGUCAGCUUGGCUCAUGAACGGUACAGUUCAGCAGCUAAUUUGCGGCCCUCCUGGCUCAGGAGAGAUCGAUCAACUGUGGUAUCAGAAGGUCGUGUAUGCCUGUGACUUGAAGGAAGAUAUCCAGAGAAUGCCACAGGGCGAUAAGACGGUGAUUGGCAGCGGUGGAAUUGUACUCUCUGGUGGCCAGCGCCAACGGGUUGCUCUUGCGCGUGCGGUCUAUUCGAAACUUAGCAUCAUGGUCCUCGACGAUGUCCUCAGUGCAUUGGAUGCUCAGACAGAGUCCCGUAUCGUUGACCGAUUGCUCGGAGAAAACGGCCUCCUUCGCAGAAUCGGAGUAACAGUAUUUCUGAUUACCCAUACUACACAACACUUCCCACUGGCUGAUUAUAUUGUGGUUCUGGGAGAUGAUGGGCGGGUCUCUGAACAGGGAACUUGGGAGCAACUUCGAGCUCAAAGCGGAUAUAUCAGCAAGCUGAUUCUUCAUGAGCCUGACAGGAAAGACCAGGAAAAUGCCGACGAAAGUGAGAACAGCGAAAUCAAAACGCCCUCUUCAGAUGAGCCGGAACGGUCAAUGGAUCUAGUGCGACAGAAAGGAGACCCUUCGCUUUAUUCAUACUACUUCAACUCCAUGGGCAAGCUAAAUGCUGCGAUCGUCAUGUUUGCGAUGGCCGCGAUGUCUGUGUUCAGUGUGGUGACCCAAUACUGGCUCAAGUGGUGGACGGAUGCAGAUGGCUACUGGCCGCAGUGGUUCUAUAUGACGAUCUACAUUUUGCUGGCGCUGGCCACUUGGGUCACGAACGUCAGUUGGGUCUACAUGCUCCUUGUUCAUCUCGCUCCCAAAUCUAGCAUGGAGAUUCAUCAGCGCCUGCUGCGUACUGUCAUCCGUGCGCCGUUGUCCUUUUUCACAUCCGCGGAUAACGGCACAACUUUGACACGGUUCAGUCAAGAUCUCAAGCAAAUCGAUCGAAUGCUUCCUGGGGCAUGUGCAGCCACGGGUCUCAAUGUAUUCAGACUUAUUGGACAGCUGUUUCUGCUAAUCGCAACCCAGAGAUACAUGGGCCUCACCUUUCCCUUUUUAUUGCUGGCUCUUUACGGGAUUCAGACUUUCUAUCUCCACACGACUCGACAACUCCAAUGGCUAGACAUGGAGUCGGCAUCUCUGGUCAGCAACAGCUUCUUGGAUACUAUUGAAGGAUUGACGACCAUCCGUGCGUUUGGCUGGGAGCAUGCAUUUGCUACAGACAACAGCAGGCGCGUCGACACUUCCCAAAAGCCCGAGUACAACCUUGAGUAUCUUCAAGCGUGGUUGCACCUCGCCAUGGAUCUCAUCAUCGCUGCAUUGGCCCUUUCAUUUGUUUUGUUUACCAUACCCUACAGGGAAUCCUUAAGUGGUGGCGAAGUUGGAAUUGCCUUGAACGUGCUUAUAACCGCAAGUAUGACAUUGUUGAUUACAUUGGAUCAAUGGACACGGCUGGAAGCGUCACUGGGCGUGAUAUCACGCGUUAGAAACUUCGAAAAGGAUGUGGCGCCUGAAAGCAAGCCAGGCGAGAGCCAAGAGCCCCCCACAAACUGGCCUGACAAAGGUACAGUUCAGUUCACAGAGAUUGUAGCAGGUUACAGUUCUGAAUCCACUGCUAUCAACCAUAUCUCCCUACAUAUUUCGCCCGGUGAAAAGAUUGGUAUUUGUGGUCGGACUGGAAGUGGCAAAUCCUCUUUGCUCCUCAGUGUUCUCCGUCUCAUUGAACUUUCUUCUGGAACCAUCAUGAUCGAUGAUCUAGACCUUCAAAAUCUUCCACGCGAGACGAUCCGAUCCCGCAUUAUCACCAUCCCGCAAGACCCUUUGCUCAUGAAGUCCGACACACUCCGUGAGAAUUUAGAUCCAACGGGCACGAUAACCGACGAGAAGAUCAUUGCCACGCUGGAGAAGGUCAAGCUAUGGAGUAUCUUUACCUCCCGAGGGUCUGGCGGUGAAUCGGAUGCGCCGCUUGCUGCUGAAAGCUGCCUCGAUGCCCCAUUGAAGGACUACCCUCUUUCAGCUGGACAGCAACAGCUGUUUUCUCUUGCGCGUGCUAUGCUGAUGCGAUUCACUCGGGGCAAGCUCGUGAUUCUCGACGAAGCGACGAGUAACAUUGACAAGGAAACCGAUGGUCUGAUUCAGGAACUUCUACGGGUGGAGUUCCAGGGGUACAGCAUUCUGACAGUGGCGCAUCGGCUGGAUACUAUUCUGGAUUCUGAUAAGAUUGUUGUGUUGGAGCAGGGAGAGAUUGUGGAAGUAGGUCCGCCGCAGGCAUUGCUAGGGAGGGAGCAGGGUGCAUUUAAAAGUCUGCUUGGGAAGUAGUGCUAGCAGUUGGUUAAGAUCUCUAUCAUGUUGACUCGUUCCGAUUCGGAUGUUUAUAGCUUCUAUGACGACUGCUACUAAGUAUAUUGUCUACCAAGAUAGCAAGACAUUAACAGGGUUUGCAGCCCAAUCAUGCUGUC